AUGUACGAUUACCGCGCACCUGCAGUGGACUUGCCGGUCGACACGGGAUCUGUGCUGGCUGCCAAAGCUGCGGCGUUUGCGACCGCUUUCGAGUACAACACCGACGAACAGGCCACCACCCCCACAACUGCAUCCCGACUCCGCGGUCGGGGGACCAGCAUCUCCCAGCACUCCGACCGUCUCAAUCAAUCCCCCUUGAAGAUGGCCACCGGAUAUGCGGUCAGCCCCGAGCCCCCGGCGUUGUUCGUGCGGGCCAUGUACGAUUACGAUGCCGACGAUCAUACCAGUCUGAGUUUCCGACGAGGCGAUAUCAUUCAGGUUCUGAAUCAGCUAGAAACUGGGUGGUGGGAUGGUGUUAUCAACAAUGUCCGAGGUUGGUUCCCUAGUAAUUACUGUACCAUCAUCACGGAGGCGGACGAUUUCGGCGAGCACAUGCUACAUGCACAUGACGAUACCGACUUGAGCGCAGAAUCAGGAUUGGAGGAUGAGUACGAGAAUGGACAGGAUGAGGAUGACGAGCUGGACUCGGAAGGGAAUCCGCGCGAUUCUCAGCCCAUUCUGCCAAUCGAAGGCAUCCCCGGGAAACAUGAUCAGGAGGAGGCCGCAUUUUGGAUUCCACAGGCCACACCAGAUGGCCGUCUCUUUUAUUUCAACACAUUAACAGGAUAUUCGACCAUGGAAUUACCGUUCGAGAACCCUACCACCGCGAAUGAAAACGGCCCUCGAGAUCGGACUAACUUCUUCGUCCCCGACCAGACCCGGCCGCCUCCUGAGUUAAUGGCACGCGGUUUUGAAAGAGAUGAGGACGAGUACGACGGCUCUGCAUCGGAAGCCGAAGGAGAAUCGCUGAUGCUGACUUCGCAUGGCUCUAUCUCUCGUCGUCGUCAGUCUCUUUUGGAAGGAGUGUCGCCUGCCACCUCGAUGGACUCUUUGUACCCCCCUGGACCAAAAGACUUCAAAGUCCCACAGGCGAGCAGGAGUCCCCAGCCAUCAUACAGCAGCCAAGGAGGUACAAGUGCCAAUACCUCUGUUGUCGAAAUCAUCUCCAGACCCUCGAUUUCUUCAAAUACACCGUCUCGUUUCGUCGACGAUGGUUUUAUCCCCCCUGUUUCAUGGCCAAACUUGGUGGAUAACAUGCGGUAUGCCGUCGAAGCCUAUCGCCAGACCUUGCUUGCUGGUGAAAGAUCCGAGUAUGUGAGAAAGGCGGAGGAUAUUUCCGAUCAUCUGCGUAUGCUUCUGGCUGCUGGUUCUGACACCACCGAUAAUCAUUCUGGAAACCCAUCUAUCAUCUCCACAAACAAGGCCCUUUACCCAUACUUCCGAGACAUGAUGUCAAAAUUCUCGAAGUUGGUCCUUUCGUCCCAUAUUGCUGCCGCCGACUGGCCUGGCUCAGAUUCCGUCAACAAAUGCUUGCAAGAGGCCGAUGGCGUGAUGCAAGGUGUGUAUGGCUAUGUGGAUGUUGCUCGCCAGCAGCGCGGGGAACAAAUCCACAGAAUCGUUCCUGGCUUUGUUAGUGGCAGCUCCUGCGGUGGCAAUUGGCAGAACAAUGGCGUUUCUUUGAAUCCCUCCGGCCCAACCUCUUUCCUUGUUCCUGAGGGUAGCGAAUCUCGAAUCGAGCCCUCAGUGUCCCUAGACUCGGGCUUGUUGGAUCAUAUUGAUAUUUUGAGGAGGUCUUUUGUGGGUUGUAUUCGUCGACUGGAAGAACGACUGAUGCUGAACCAAAAAAUCGUAACUGCACGAGAGCACGAAGAAAUUGCGGAUGCUAUCUCGGCGGCUGCUAUCAAAGUUGUCGAGCAGUUUCGUCCAUGGAUUUCGACUGUCGAGUCAAUCAACCUCUUUUCCCUUGGAACGAGUUUCCAGAACCCUCAACUGGUGGACUUUAGCUUACAGAAGCAAAGAGUGUACGAUGCAAUUGGUGAUUUCAUUUUGAGCUGCCAAGCCGUUUCUGCGCCCCUACCGGAUGAGUGGGCAGAGCUUCGUGGUGAUUCCCUUGACGACCGAAUCACAGCUGUUCGAAGUGUGGCAAAGCAACUCGAAAACUAUGUUUCGCAGAUCGGCUUUUCCCUGUCUUUACUUCUCGAACAAAUCCCUGACGAUCAAUCCUCUAUUACUCGCGUUGAUACCCGUCUAGAAGAGGAAGAUGAGUCGUCGAGCAAGAGUACUCACAGUCGUGCGGAUUCACAAACGACCAAGGUGUCCUCAGAGUCUAUUGGCAUCCCAUCAUCCUACGCCCUUGGCAAAGAGCCGGGCAAGGUUCGCCGUAAUAUGGACAAAGCUCAAAGAUUCUUUGGACAAGCACCGCCGACAACAGUCACACGAGAGCCUGUCCAGCGUGAGCCCAUGAGGGAACCCGAAGAGACCCCAUGGUUCCUUAAGAUGGACCAUGAGGGCGAAGUGUUCUAUGAUACCAAGGGAGACGUACCUAUUCUCAAAUGUGGUACGCUUGCUGGUUUGGUUGAACAUCUUACACGCCACGACAAGCUCGAUGCAUCCUUUAACAAUACUUUCCUCCUCACCUACCGUUCUUUCACUACUGCCUCCGAACUCUUCGAGCUGAUUGUACAGCGCUUCAAUACGCAGCCUCCUUUUGGUCUCAACUCAGAUGACAUGCAAAUGUGGAUCGAUCGUAAACAGAAACCAAUCAGAUUCCGAGUGGUCAAUAUCCUCAAGAGCUGGUUUGAUCACUUCUGGAUGGAGUCAAACGAUGAAGUAAACAUGGAUCUUUUGAGACGUGUUCAUGCAUUUACUAAAGACUCGAUUGCUACGACAAAAACACCGGGUUGCCCUACACUCCUUGCAGUUAUUGAACAACGCCUUCGAGGUCAAGACACCACCGUGAAGCGCCUUGUUCCCACUCAAAACACUGCUGCUCCGCCACCAAUUAUCCCGAAGAACAUGAAGAAAUUGAAGUUCCUGGACAUCGACCCGACGGAAUUUGCCCGGCAAUUGACUAUUAUCGAAUCUCGUCUCUACUCCAAGAUUCGUGCGACUGAGUGCUUAAAUAAAACUUGGCAGAAGAAGGUUGGCCCCGAUGAGCCCGAGCCAGCUUCCAAUGUCAAAGCUUUAAUUCUCCACUCCAAUCAACUGACGAACUGGGUUGCUGAAAUGAUCUUGACUCAAGGUGAUGUCAAGAAGCGUGUGGUUGUCAUUAAGCACUUUGUCAAUGUCGCGGACAAAUGCCGUUCUCUCAACAACUACUCUACCCUGACUUCAAUCAUCUCUGCCCUUGGAACUGCCCCCAUUCAUCGACUGGGUCGGACAUGGGGUCAAGUCAGUGGCCGCACUUCUUCAAUUUUAGAACAGAUGCGCCGCCUGAUGGCCAGUACUAAGAACUUUGGCGAGUAUCGUGAGACCUUGCAUCUUGCUAAUCCGCCUUGCAUUCCCUUCUUCGGUAUGAUACAUGACCCAAGACACUUCUGGUUCAUUCUGUGUCUUUCCCCUUUCCUUUCCCUGCUUCGAUUUAUAGCUUACAAUGGUUUAGGUGUCUACCUCACGGACUUGACCUUCAUCGAGGAUGGAAUCCCCUCGCUUACGCCAUCAGAAUUGAUCAACUUUAACAAACGGGCAAAGACUGCGGAAGUCAUUCGGGACAUCCAGCAAUAUCAGAAUGUCCCUUACUUACUGCAGCCAGUACCUGAGCUCCAGGAUUAUAUUCUUAGUAAUCUGCAAGCUGCCGGUGAUGUUCACGACAUGUAUGACCGAAGUCUUGAAAUCGAACCUCGUGAACGUGAAGACGAGAAAAUCGCAAGGUAUGCCGAUUCAUCAAACAAUAAACCUAGCACCAUGCUUUUUGGAAGCAAUACCUCCCUACUACGGUGA
Messenger RNA from Penicillium malachiteum, 3819 nucleotides. RefSeq names its product putative cell division control protein Cdc25. The transcript has a single exon. Bases 1 to 3819 code for a protein of 1272 amino acids. Gene Ontology annotation, biological process: positive regulation of GTPase activity; Ras protein signal transduction. Gene Ontology annotation, molecular function: protein binding; guanyl-nucleotide exchange factor activity. The record is from RefSeq and is a predicted model, not a curated record. Lineage: Eukaryota; Fungi; Ascomycota; Eurotiomycetes; Eurotiales; Aspergillaceae. Gene Ontology annotation, cellular component: plasma membrane.